GCCCUUCGGUUUCCUCACUCCCCUUUCUCCCCACCGCGCGCAGCCGCGCACGCCAGCAGCAGCCAGCCUCCCUAUCCCCGAGGAGAGUGCUAAAACCCUAGAGCCCCUCGCGAAAGGGGUUUUUCGAUUUGCUGGCGAUGCGGACCGCCGAGGAGAAGGGCAAGAGGGCGAGGACCGACGGCGCCGAGGAAGAUGGGGGAGAGCCCAUCGACCGCGCCCUCCUCCUCUCCAUCGAGAAGCUCCAGGAGGUCCAGGACGAGAUCGAGAAGGUUAAUGAGGAAGCAAGCAAUGAGGUUUUAGAGGUGGAACAGAAAUACAAUGAAAUUCGCAGACCAGUUUAUGCUCGACGCAAUGAAGUUAUCCAGAAAAUUCCAGAUUUCUGGCUGACAGCGUUCCUAAGCCAUCCUAUGCUCGCUGAUCUUUUAACCGAGGAUGAUACACAGAUUUUUAAACACUUGGAAUCUGUAUUUGUGGACUCAGAGGAUGUUAAAUCGGGCUGCUCUAUUACUCUAACCUUUUCUUCCAAUCCAUAUUUCGAAGAUAAAAAGCUUACAAAGACGUAUUCCAUGAGUGAUGAUGGAACAAUCACAGUAAAGGCUACCUCCAUUAAGUGGAAGGAAGGAAUGGAUAUUGUCAAUGGAAAGGCAUGCACCAAGCAGGGUGACAAGCGACUACUGGUUGAUGAAAGUUUCUUCACUUGGUUCAGUGAUACAGAGAAUGAAAGUUUUGCUCACGGUGAGAUGGAUCAGGUGGCAGACGUCAUCAAGGAAGAUUUGUGGCCUAAUCCUUUGAAGUAUUUCAACAAUGAGCUAGAAGGCGAGUUUGAACAAGAGGAUGAUGAAGAGGGAUCUGAUGAGGAGGAAGCCAAAGAUGAAGAUGAGGAGGAUGAAGAGGAGACCUGAGUCCUCUUCUAUUCAAAUCGGGUUUGAUAACUUAUGUCUGCAGAAUGAGUGAGACCGGGCCUCCAGAGGGCUGUGGAAAGAAGUGUCCCCUUUUGCGGUGUUUGGUGCUUGCCUUAGUUGGUUUAGGAGCUAUUUUCAGAACUUCGGUUUAUGGAUUGAGAAGCGAACUCAUGGGUGUUUCUGUACGUGCAAAUGUAAUCCACUACUUGGCCUUCUAAUUAUUUGCUGUAGUUGCAGAAAGUAUCGAUAGCUAUCAUGGCUAUUCGAGUAUUCGUAGUAUUUGUGCGCAAUGCUCUUGCCCAUCCUGGUGGUGGUGUUGGUGUUGGGGGGUUAUGCAGUGGAUUUCUUAUGAA
Molecule: messenger RNA, 1255 nt
Organism: Setaria italica (foxtail millet)
Lineage: Eukaryota; Viridiplantae; Streptophyta; Magnoliopsida; Poales; Poaceae
Product: NAP1-related protein 1
Exons: 10
Coding region: 138-902 (254 amino acids)
Biological process (GO): nucleosome assembly
Cellular component (GO): chromatin; nucleus
Molecular function (GO): chromatin binding; histone binding
Source: RefSeq, a predicted model, not a curated record